AUGGCAUCUUGCAACUUGAAAACUUUCCCUAAUUUCUUGAGGUACCAAUCUGGAUUACAUGAUUUGAACCUCUCAUAUAACCAGAUUCAAGGAACAGUAUCCAAGUGGAUUUCGAGACUAGAUAGUCUUGACUAUCUUGAUAUCUCUCACAAUUUUCUAACUAAUUUUGAAGGGCCACUGCAGAACCGUACUCAUAAUUUGUACAGCCUUUACCUUCAAUUCAAUAAACUGCAAGAGCAGAUCCCAGGCUUUCUUCAUUAUGCUUCCUUUGUGGAUUACUCGAGCAACAAUUUUAGCUUUGUUAUCCCAGCAGAUAUUGGUCAUUACAUGUCUGAUAUAUUUUAUGUUUCUCUCGCAAACAAUAGUUUUCACGGCAGCAUCCCUCAUUCCUUGUGCAAUGCUUCAAACCUUCAAGUUCUUGACCUUUCCAAUAACAAAAUAUCAGGCAAAGUUCCCCAAUAUAUUUCCAAAAAUUGGAAAGCCAUGAUGUCUAAUGUGGGAGAAGAUCAAUCUAAGGUAGAACAUCUUGAUUUUCCAGUUGGUGAUAUAUAUUAUCAGGAUUCAAUAACAGUCACAAGCAAAGGUCAACAAAUUGUUUUGGUUAAAAUCCUAACGACCUUCAUUUCGAUUGAUUUCUCACACAAUCAAUUUGAAGGGCCAAUACCAAAGGAAUUAAUGGAUUUGAAUGCACUGUAUGUGCUCAACUUGUCAAGUAAUGGUCUUUCGGGUAGAAUUCCAUCAACCAUUGAAAAUCUGAUACGGCUUGAGUCAUUGGAUCUAUCAAAGAACUCACUUGAAGGAGAAAUUCCCAAUAAUCUUGCAAGUUUAAGCUUUCUCUCAGCCUUAAAUAUUUCCUAUAAUCAUUUGAUUGGGAAGAUCCCACCAAGUACUCAACUUCAGUCAUUCGAAGCAAGCUCAUUUGAAAGCAAUAAUGGGUUGUAUGGACCUCCACUCACCAAAACUCCAGAUCAUGGAAUGCAUACACUGCCACCACUUGCAAUGCCACCAUGUGGAAGCCUAGCUUGUGAAGUUCACUGGAAUUUAGUGAGUGCAGAACUGGGAUCGGUUUUCGGACUCGGAAUUGUGAUUGUUCCCCUCUUGUUUUGGAAGAAAUGGAGGCUGCAAUAUUGGCAAUUUCUGGACAGAAUUCUCUGCCGGAUAUUUCCUCAGCUGUGUGUUGAGUAG
This is a messenger RNA of Arachis stenosperma, 1185 nucleotides long. RefSeq names its product receptor-like protein 18. NCBI's taxonomy places the organism in Eukaryota, Viridiplantae, Streptophyta, Magnoliopsida, Fabales, Fabaceae. The record is from RefSeq and is a predicted model, not a curated record. The transcript has 2 exons. The coding region runs from base 1 to 1185 and encodes 394 amino acids. Gene Ontology annotation, molecular function: protein binding.